Gossypium raimondii (Peruvian cotton) is the source of this 2807-nucleotide messenger RNA. Its product is annotated as carbon catabolite repressor protein 4 homolog 1. Gene Ontology annotation, biological process: nuclear-transcribed mRNA poly(A) tail shortening. The coding region runs from base 632 to 2440 and encodes 602 amino acids. Lineage: Eukaryota; Viridiplantae; Streptophyta; Magnoliopsida; Malvales; Malvaceae. Gene Ontology annotation, molecular function: poly(A)-specific ribonuclease activity. The record is from RefSeq and is a predicted model, not a curated record. Gene Ontology annotation, cellular component: nucleus; cytoplasm; CCR4-NOT complex. The transcript has 12 exons.
GGGAAGGAAAACCCAACCAAAGCCACCCUGCCCCUCCGCCACCACCACCACCACUCCCACCGCCGCAACCACCAUUUUCAGCGCCCACCGAACCGUCGCUGCGGGUCCCCAAGUAAAUCCGUACAAUUUAUAUGUAUAUUUUUUUAACUGAUUACCUCUACUAAUUUUUAUCCUGCAACAUUUUUUAUAUAAAUUUUCUCUUUACAAACAUAGUCUUUCCUUUUUAACUUCCUGUGUAAAACCCUAAUUAUUAUUAUUAGAUUGCCUCUUCCCCCUUUUCUUUCUUUCUCUCAAAAGUCCCAAUUUUUUUUUGUUUAUUCUUUUCAAAACCCUAAAUUUUGUUUCAAGAUCUGGUGUUAGCUUUCCUUGUUGUAUUUUCGAGAUUAAAUUUAGAGGUUUUUUAGGGUUUGCUUUAAUUGGAAAAGAGAGGGCGAUUUUAGGUCAAGGCUGGCGGGUUUUUGGCUCAAGUAAAUGGCGGAUCCGCUUGGACUCUGCCCUGAUAGGAUUGCUAAUCAUUUCAAGGACAUUUCUUGUUCUGCUGCUGCUUUUACUGUGGGAUUGGAUUUGAUAGGUUUACAAAGAGGUGACCGUUGCGAACCGUGACAAACAAAGGAAGCCGGAGAAGUAAAGCAUGCUGAGCGUGCUACGGGUGCACCUCCCUUCUGAUAUACCAAUUGUUGGCUGCGAGCUCUCGCCUUACGUGCUCUUACGCCGACCAGACAAGACCUUUACUACUGAUGAUGUGCCUGAGUCCGCCCCUCUUGAUGGUCACUUCUUGAGGUACAAGUGGUACCGCAUACAAAGUGAUAGGAAAGUUGCUGUCUGUAGUGUACAUCCCUCUGAGCAAGCCACGCUGCAGUGCCUAGGUUGCGUGAAGGCAAAGAUACCUGUUGCUAAAAGUUACCAUUGUUCUCCAAAGUGCUUUUCAGAUGCAUGGCAGCAUCAUCGAGUCCUUCAUGACCGUGCCGCAAGUGCUGUAAACGAAAAUGGAAAUGAAGAGGAAGAGAUAUUUGGCCGUUUCAAUAGCACUGGGGCUGGAGUUAUUAGUGCUAGUUUAACCGGUUCAGCAUCAAGCACUAGCUUGAUAAAUGGUUCAACACCUCUGUAUCCUACUGCAGUUACCCAAAGGAGUGGUGGUGAAACCUGGUUUGAAGUUGGACGCUCUAAAACAUAUACCCCAACUACAGAUGAUAUCGGUCAUGUUCUCAAGUUUGAGUGUGUUGUCAUUGAUGCAGAAACGAAACUACCUGUCGGACAUCCCAAUACUCUUUUGACAUCUCGUGUUAUUCCAGCACCUUCCCCUAGUCCUCGGCACUUGAUCUCAGUAGGCGGAGCUGAUAUGAUGGGACAACUAGAUUCAGAUGGUCGUCUUUCAUCCUCUGGAACUUUUACUGUUCUCUCAUACAACAUUUUGUCCGACUCAUAUGCCAGCAGUGAGUUAUACAGUUAUUGCCCUUCGUGGGCUCUUUCUUGGCCAUAUCGCAGACAAAACCUGUUGCGGGAAAUCGUUGGUUAUCGUGCAGACAUUGUUUGUCUUCAAGAGGUGCAAUGUGACCAUUUUGAUGAAUUUUUUGCUCCUGAGCUGGACAAACAUGGAUAUCAAGCUUUAUACAAGAGGAAGACAAAUGAGGUUUACAGUGGAAAUAUCCAUACAAUUGACGGCUGUGCUACAUUUUUCCGUAGAGAUAGAUUUUCCCAUGUCAAAAAAUAUGAGGUUGAAUUUAAUAAGGCUGCUCAAUCCUUGACUGAGGUUGCAGUUCAAACUACUCAGAAGAAAGUUGCUUUAAAUCGAUUGGUUAAGGAUAAUGUUGCACUUAUUGUGGUUUUAGAAGCAAAGUUUACUAAUCAAGGAGCUGACAAUCCUGGGAAGCGUCAGCUUCUUUGUGUGGCAAACACACAUGUAAAUGUUCAACAAGAGCUAAAGGAUGUCAAAAUCUGGCAGGUGCAUACUCUCUUAAAGGGGUUGGAAAAAAUAGCUGCAAGUGCAGACAUUCCAAUGUUGGUGUGUGGGGAUUUUAAUUCUGUUCCUGGAAGUGCUCCCCAUUCACUUCUUGCUAUGGGAAAGGUGGAUCCACUGCAUCCGGAUUUAUUGGUCGAUCCACUUGCAAUUUUGCGUCCUCACAGCAAGUUGACUCAUCAGUUGCCACUUGUUAGUGCUUACUCAGCCUUCCUAAGAGGAAUUGGUCUUGGUUCGGAACAACAAAGAAGAAGGAUGGACCCAGCAACUAAUGAACCUUUAUUCACAAAUUGCACAAGAGAUUUUAUCGGCACCCUAGAUUACAUAUUUUACACCGCGGACUCUUUAACGGUGGAGUCAUUAUUGGAACUCUUGGAUGAAGAUAGCUUAAGGAAAGACACAGCCCUUCCUUCCCCGGAGUGGUCCUCUGAUCAUAUAGCUUUGUUAGCUGAAUUUCGAUGUGUGCCGAAGACUAGACACUGACACUAUUAGGUCUCGGAGAUGACCAAGAAAAUGGCGGAGAGAAGCCGAUGGAUACACAGAUAAGUUAUAUAUAUUUGUGUGAAACGGUAGUCAUGCUCCCUGUGGUUUAAGGUAUCUCUACAAGGGAUCUCAUUGAUGUGAUCAUAUGUUACAUUACACCUUUGUUUCAUAGAGAAAAUCAUUAUGGCCCCUUUUUUUUCUCGUUUCUUUUUCUUUGUUUUUCCAAUAGAAAUGUCCACUCAGUGUCCUCUGUACUUUAAAGAUCUCUGCAAAAGAAAAAAAAAAAAAGCAAGCUGUUCUCCAUUCUUCUUAAGUUCCAAUUUUCAUUUUGGUCUCCAAGGAAUAAUAUUCUUUAUUUAUUGCUUUA